Clonostachys byssicola is the source of this 594-nucleotide messenger RNA. Lineage: Eukaryota; Fungi; Ascomycota; Sordariomycetes; Hypocreales; Bionectriaceae. The record is from the annotation of a GenBank genome assembly.
AUGAAGGCUUUACUCACCCUUCUUUUAGCCUCUGUUGUGGCUUGUAAGCCUACCGUUUAUCUCAUCCGACAUGGUGAGAAGCCAGCGAAUGGAUCCAAUGGCCUAAGCAUUGAGGGAGUUGAACGUUCCCAGUGUCUCCGUAACGUGUUUGGAAAGGCCUCGGGCUACAACAUCGAUUAUAUCCUGGCACAAGAGUAUAAGCCAAGCGGCAAGGAAGACCGACCCUAUGAGACAGUUCUCCCUCUAUCAGAAGAUCUUGGUCUCAACAUUGACACUCACUGUGACAGAGAUGAGCCUGAAUGCGUAGCUAAGGCUGUCAAGGAGUAUAAAGGAGAUGGGAAUGUUUUAAUCUGCUGGGAGCACCACAGGCUCACAAAUAUCACCGAGGCUCUGGGCGUCAAGGAUACGGAGGAGUACCCAUCUGAUAGGUUUGACAUAAUCUGGACGUUGUCCAAGAACUACAAGUACAUCAAGGAUAAAACGUCCGAAGGUUGUCCGGGAUUGGAUGAAAAGUAUAUUGGGGAGGAACAGGACUUUUGUGAAGAGGAACAGGACUCUUAUAAAGAGGAACAAGACUUUUGUGAAGAAUAUUAG